Molecule: messenger RNA, 309 nt
Organism: Paramecium primaurelia
Lineage: Eukaryota; Ciliophora; Oligohymenophorea; Peniculida; Parameciidae
Source: the annotation of a GenBank genome assembly
AUGGUUUUAUUCAUCUUUGAAAUACAUGAUGACUUCCUGAAAACUAUCAAUUAACUACUCAAUACCACGGUGUAGGUGGCAAUUGGUUUAAUAAUACCCAUGGUACAGGUAAUUAAAUUUCUUGAAGCUUCUAAAUUUUAUUCUUCUUGUAGAGGGAGUCCCAAUUAUAAUAAUUCUAAAUAUUGUUUCAAUGAUUUAGCUACUAAUGAAUAAUGCUAUGAUAAUUGUAAAGUUAGUAUGAGAUCUUCUUGUUUCUAUGGAACCAUAACAAGCAACUCUUUCUUGAAGUGUAGAAGAGUAUUGCCAUGA